Staurois parvus is the source of this 111-nucleotide messenger RNA. Lineage: Eukaryota; Metazoa; Chordata; Amphibia; Anura; Ranidae. The record is from the annotation of a GenBank genome assembly.
AUGAAUGGCGGUCUACUAUUUUGGGUCCUCCUGGCUCUGUGUAUGAAGGAGGUGUUUUCUUCCUGGACAUCACAUUCACACCUGAAUACCCAUUCAAACCCCCUAAGGUGA